Messenger RNA from Protopolystoma xenopodis, 300 nucleotides. The record is from the annotation of a GenBank genome assembly. NCBI's taxonomy places the organism in Eukaryota, Metazoa, Platyhelminthes, Monogenea, Polystomatidea, Polystomatidae.
AUGCUGGCGAAACGUCUGGGAGUGUACCAUUUCCAAGCUCAGACUCAUCAUGCAUACUAUGGACCCCGCAGGCGUGUUGACAAUAUGACCAAGUUGCGAAAACAAGAACGUGACUGGGACAUCACUGUUCCUGGAUUUAUAUCAAUCGAGCACGUGGAGGUGUCAAUUCGCGACAAUGGCAGUAGCCGGCGACGGAAGCCGCCUCCGGCCAUGCGGAAGAGAGCAGUCUGGAGAUGUCGUGCAGCCGAGGACCCAAUGACACGUUCGUCGGAAGGCCUCAUCGGAGGUCACGAACAAUGA